Messenger RNA from Hypanus sabinus (Atlantic stingray), 8343 nucleotides. RefSeq lists its product as uncharacterized. The transcript is spliced from 19 exons. The record is from RefSeq and is a predicted model, not a curated record. Gene Ontology annotation, molecular function: calcium ion binding; calcium-dependent cysteine-type endopeptidase activity. Gene Ontology annotation, cellular component: cytoplasm. Gene Ontology annotation, biological process: proteolysis. NCBI's taxonomy places the organism in Eukaryota, Metazoa, Chordata, Chondrichthyes, Myliobatiformes, Dasyatidae. Bases 16 to 2268 code for a protein of 750 amino acids.
GGUGACACAGGGGCGAUGGGCCGACUGACCAGCAUUCUCCGAUCUAGACUUUUGUCCGGGAAUGUCCGCUCGUUCUGGUUUGGGACUGGGUGCCUUGGACGAGGUUGCCCCACCCGCUCCAUGACGUUGGUCCUCUGGGUCACUUCCCUCUUCCUGUAUGAAGAAGGCAGCGGUUUUACUUCCACCAUGUACCCGGUGCCCUGGAGCGGUGGCGAUCGGAGGCCGGGCUUCUACGACAACAGCUCGGUGCUGUUGAGGAAUGCAAACUGCCAGCACAACCCCGCGGCCCCGAAACCUCCCCAGCCUCGUCCCGGAGCCGGGCUCUUCGAGGACCCGCACUUCCCCGCCGACAACUCGUCCCUGCACGGCCCGGGACGAGCUUCUCGCUUCAACCUCGCUGUGUCAAGCUGGAAGCGACCUCAGGAAAUUUGUGCCAGUCCUCAGUUUGUUGUCGAGGGAACCACCAGAGCCGACAUCUGCCAGGGAGCCUUGGGCGACUGCUGGUUCCUGUCUGUCAUCGCUUGCCUCAGUCUCAACAAGGAUGUGAUGAAACAGGUGAUCCCAGCAAACCAGGGAUUCGGCACCGGUUACUCAGGGUGUUUCUGCUUCAAGUUCUGGCAGUAUGGGCGGUGGGUCGAGGUGAUCGUCGACGACCGAUUGCCCACCGUUGACAACAAGCUGGCAUUUCUGUACUCCAGGAACAACAACGAGUUCUGGAGCCCUCUCCUGGAGAAGGCAUAUGCCAAGCUGAAGGGGUGCUAUGAAUCGCUGUACAUUGGUUACCCUCUGGAAGCCAUGGUCGAUCUAACUGGGGGAGCCCCCGAGUCCCUUCAGAUUGACGAGAUGCCCAAGGACCUUUGGAAAUUCUUGAAGAAACUCCUGGACAAAGGCUCCAUAGUUUGCUGUGCAAAGCCGGGUCCAGUGGGAGUAUUAGGUGAACAAGGCAUUGUGACCGGACAUGCGUACUCCGUGACUGGUGUUGACAAGGUUCAACUCAAGGCGGGCCGAGUGGAGUUGGUGCGAGUUCGCAACCCGUGGGGGAGAGUGGAGUGGAGUGGUGCCUGGAGCGAUCGGUCUGCAGAGUGGAACCAGGUCUCAGAACAACACCGUCCCUCGAUGGCACACUUGGAAGAUGGGGAGUUUUGGAUGUCCAUUGAGGACUUCAAGAAAAUUUUUUCCUGCGUGGAGAUUUGCCAUUUAAGUCUGGAUCUGCUCUCCAACCCAGAGGGGAUGCUGAAACCCUGGGUCCAGAUGAUCUACGAGGGUCGCUGGAUUCGGGGCUUCUCUGCUGGAGGCAAUUUACACUACAAAGACAAGUACUACUGGAUGAACCCACAGUUUAAGCUCACCCUGCUGGAAGAGGAUGACGACUCGGAGGACCCUGAGGUGAGCUGUACCUUCCUGGUGGUCCUAAUGCAGAAACACAGGCGCAGAAUGCAGCUGACGGGAGUCAACUUCCUGUACAUCGGCUUCGACAUCUUCCAGGGAGACCCCGCGAAGGCUUUCUUGACGUUUGAGGAUCUGCAGAGGGCGGCGCCCUUGCUGUCCACGAAGGAGCACAGAAACGCCAGCGAGGUGAUGCUACGAGGCCGCCUCCCGCCUGGACAUUACAUCAUCAUUCCGUCCACGGCCAACCCCAACGAGGAGGGUGAAUUCCUUCUACGAGUCUUUACCGAGAAGGGUAACCUAGCCAAGCCGGUAGAGAGGAACACGUCGGCAGCUGAGACUCCACGGGCAAGUGCAGGGGUUCAGCCCGACCUUAUACACUGCCCCCUUCCGCCUGCUGAAGAUUCCAGGGAAUUGUUUAACAAGUACAGUGGGCCGGAUGAGGCAAUAUCAGCGCUAGAGCUUCAGAAACUGCUGGCAGAGAUUCUGCAGAAAACUGGUCUCAGUGAGAAGUGGGAUCAGUUUGGACUGGAUGCCUGCAGAAGCCUCAUUUCGCUAACAGAUAACCAUGGCUUUGGAAAAAUGCGAUUUGAGGGAUUUAGUCAUCUCUGGACUAAAAUCUGCCAUUGGACACAAGUCUUCAUUCGAUUCGAUAAGAAUGGAUCAGGGACCAUGGACAGUCAGGAGAUGUUUGGAGCUCUGCAGGCAGCAGGAUUCCAGAUGGAUGAGUUCUUGAUGCAGCUGAUUGGCCUGAGCCCCAGCAGGCGCUGGGAGCACCCCGGGGUCCUAGUGCUGGUCGAGUGUCCUCUGACCAACUCAACGACUGUGCCCCAUAAUCUCCUGAGCCGCAGUUCUGGGAUCCGAAAAAUCAGCUUCAAUUAAACUGGAACAUAAAUCAGGAUCAAAUUUGUUGUUUUGUAGCAGCAGCACAGUGUAAUACAUAAAAUAAUACAUAAACUAUAAUUAUACUUGUGGCAUGCAGGAGAAUUCCUAGAAGCAUGGUUUCCCGUGAUCAAUUCUGUGAACAGACAUGUAGAUCUCAAUCCUAUUUAUGAACUAAUGCAGGCAAGAUUUGUGACCACAAUGCAGAGAGUUUGCCAUGCAGCCAAUCAGUGGCAAGAUUUCCUCCCUACAUCACAACUGAGCUUCUGUAGUGACCAAUCAGCUGAUGGAUAAGUAUACAAAGGCCGAGCAUCCGGAGGACACACCACAUUCAGCCGCACACUGGUGAUGUCUCCUCGCAUGGUGGCGAAAUGUUUGCAAGUAAAUUAAGUAGAAAUAAAGGCUGCUCUACCUCCUUCCUGAUGGUAGCAAUGAGAAGAGGGAAUGGCCUGGGUGGUGGGCACCAAUCCCUCAAAGCUGUGCGGGUGCGUGGCCCUGCAGUAACUGCAACGUUUCAACGGUAAACCAGCCCGUCUUCCUCAGGCACCAGUCACUCAAAUGGCAAGUCCCCCUAGAGACACCUCCCUACCUACCCUCAAGUGAACAGGGUAUGGCAGGGCUUCAUGCUCAAUCUUGAUUGGCUAGCUCUGAAUCGUCUAUUCCUGAUUGGUUAGUUUGAAUUGGCCUUGUUCUGAUUGGUCAUUUUUUUUAGGAACCCUCUUUCGGAGUGAGUGCUACCUUUACACUCCUGGAACCUGCAUUUGGGUUCCCCACAUGCUCCAUCUCUCGUGAUUCCCUAAUCUUGCUCUUGUAGACAUUCCCUUCCUUGCCAAGGAUGUUGGCCUCACCAAUCCUUUGUCAACAUGAGCAUGAUAAGCAGCGUUCAGUGAUCCCACUUCGUUCUGCUCUCACAUUUUUUUAAGGCACUCUUAUGUUCUAUCCUGGUCUUCAAUGGCCUCCCAGUCUCACCAAUGUAUACCUUUUGGCAUGGUGAUAGAGGUCUGUGUGUGUGUGUGUAGGCCUCCGUUAGUCUCGAUAGACCAUGGAUUUUCACCUUGGAAAGUUUCCAGGGCGCAAGCCUGGGCAGGGUUUUUAUUUUAAUGGGAGACCGGCAGUUGCCCAAGCUGCAAAUCUCCCCUCUCCACACCACCGAUGUUGUCCAAGGGAAGGGCAUUAGCUAGAGAUAUGGCGUACACAACUGCCUCCUGAUAACAUUCAUUGGGUCUUCUAGGUGCCACUUUGCUUAGCCUUUUCCUAAUUCUGUCCUCAGUUAGAUUGUGAGAGUGUAGUGAAAGUUCCCGUCUGGGACCACGCAUUCCUAAAGAGGGUUUGACCUAGUCAGUGUCUGUAAGCAUGUGACUGUUAAGACCAAGGAAUAGUAUAGAAACGUUUGAUAACCACUCACAAAGCUUCUGUAGUCAGUCAUGACUGUUCUUGGCAAAUUGUUCUGCAGAAGUGGUUUGCCUUUGCCUUCUUCUGGGCAGCGUCUUUACAAGAUGGGUGACCCCAGCCAUUACCAAUUGACUGCCUGGCAUCAGUGGUCACAUAACUACCAUCUGCCCCCGUGGCUUUUAAUCAGGGGCCUGAGGAAGUGCUACACCUUCCCAAGCGCCAGUGGAGGGAAGGAGCACCCUACACCCUCUUUGGUGUAGACGUAUCUCUUCUCAGAAGGAGAAAGACAGUGGACCAUGGGAGAAAUGGAAGGAGGAGGGGCAAUGAUGGGAGCUAAGGAAAUGAGAAGGGGCGAGCUGGAAUGAGGAAUGGAGCAAGAGAGAGGGGGAGGGAGAGGAAAUUACCCGAAGUUGGAGAAAGCGAUGUUCAUGUCAGACAGAUGGAAUAGAAGGUGUUGUUCCUGCCACCUGAGUCUGGCCUCGUUGUGGCAGUACAGGGGGCAUGGAUCAACAUGUCAGCAUCUGGAGCUGAAUUGAAAAGAGUGAGCACUGGGAGACCCUGCCUCUUCGUGGUGAUGGAACAAAGGUGCUUGACCAAUUUCUUCAACCUCGCUAAUGGUCAUACUGGGGGCACCAGAUACAGUAGAAGGCCUGGACAGACUUGCAGGUGAAGUGUCGAGACCCUGAAUGGAGGUGAGGGAGGUUGUUUAGCAUCCGUCCGGCUUGCAGGAAUAAGUGCCGGUAGGAUGGUCAGUAGAGAGGAACGAGUGAACGAUGCGGAGCGCGAUCCCUCUGGAAGCUGAGAGAGGGACGUGGGGAAGAUGUGCUUCGUGGCAGGUCCCUCUGCAGCUUGUAUCCACAGACGCUGCCUGACCCGCUGAGUUCCCUCUGCAGCUUGUAUCCACAGACGCUGCCUGACCCGCUGAGUUCCCUCUGCAGUUUGAGUGUGUCAUAAGGGGACAGGAGGCUGGACCCAAGGGCAGGACGCAGGCAAUAAAGUACGAGGGGUAGGACGGGAACAACUAAAUGAGAGACAAGCUGUGGAGACCGUAGUGUGCAUGAGGGCCAUGACAUUCAAGGUGAUGCUGGGGUUCCGAGAGAGUCUCAGAGUUCAGGCAGGCAGGGAGGGAUCCCGGAGUUCACUGGGCAGGCUGCAUAACUCCUAGGCAGGGCCCGGACCUCUCAGGCAGAAACACGGAGGCUUGAGCAGGUCGCGGGGCAUCUGGGUAGGUUGCAGGGCACAACCCGUCGGCAGCGAGGGAUGGAAAGGGGCAGAGCGCCCCACCAGGCUUGCCCGACGGAGGCAAGAGAUAGGAAGGGGACUAGGUCCAGGGUGACUGCCGAAGAACUCCUCUUUAACGAGGGGAACUCCAAGCCACAGCAGCCAGAUGAGCAGGACAACCCCCCAACUCCACUCAGUCCCAGGGCCCCCUAUAUACACCGCCAGCCGACGGGCAUCAGGGUCGCCUCCUUGAGCCCCAACAAGCCACGAUGAUCCGCAGGUGUGACUUAUCGGGCUCAAGGGCAAAAGGAGAGACAGCGACAAGACCCGGAGUCCGCGGACCGGAUCAAGACUGGGAACGCGGGCUCCGGACCGGACCAUGACAGAGUGUGGUCCUGGAUCCCAGCAUCUGCCUGGUGUCUAUUUUCUCACAGAGACUUUGGGCAUCCUCGAUAAGUUAAGCCCUCCUUGGGCCGGGGGUGGAAUUCAAAAGUUCUCAGUUUGAAGUCAGUUUGUUUUAUAUGUCACCCUAUACUAUCCUGAGAUUUAUUUCACAGUUAAUACAGAGAAACACGAUGCUGAAACCUCCAUCAGUCAGGGUCGACCAUGGACGUUGUGUCCUAGCCGUCUAGAUACACAAGCCAGGGCACUACGACGUGGAGAGUAAGCUGUUGCCCACGUAGCAGGCUGCCCCUCUCCACGCAGCUGAUGAACCCAAAGGAACGGCAGAGACCGGUACAGUUUGGCACCGGCAGAGUUGCAGCAUUAGACUCAACGUGGGACUGAUUUUUCCUCAGGGUUUGCUCCCGAAGCCUUCCCCAUGAGAAGGUAUAACCAGGAGGCAGCGGAGGUUUGAGAUCAGAGUUUUCCUGCUCCUGGCUGAGCUGCUGACGAUCCCCAUCUGUCUGAAGUAGCCCACCUUCUCCGGGGUUAGUAGCUGAGCUGUUUGAGAAGCGCACCAUUGGGGGCAUUUGAUGGGUAAUGGGAGCUCAUCCCCAUUACCUCCCCCAACUAGGACAACCUUAAGAAACCAAAGGAACACAGUAGCUUUACAUGCUUCAUAGUACAAGCGAUUUGGGUUCAAUUCCUGCCGCUGCCUGUGAGGAGUUUGCACGCUCUCUCCCCCCCCCCCCCCCCCCCACCCCGUGACCUCGUGUGUUUCCUCCGGGUGCUCCGGUUUCCUCCCACAGCUGGUCAUUGUAAAUUGUCUGUGAUCAGGCUAGGGUUAAGAUCGGGGGGCUGCUGGGCACAGCAGCUCAAAGGGCUGGAAGGGCCUAUAUCUCAAUGAAUAAAACAUAACAAUCCCGAGAUUCAAAUUCCUGUGGGCGUUCACAGUAAAUGCAAAGAUCCAAUGAAAGACCAAAGGAAUCAGCUCCUCUCUGCGGACUCUGGCCAACUUUGAUCUGAGCUCACAGCACGAGCAGUGGUGUGGCAAGCAGCCACUGGUGGAAAGCAAAAAUCUAAUCGCAGUUUACAAUGAUAAAUAUGACGCAGAAAGGAAUUUAAAUUCUGUAAUAUUAGCCCCAAGGGGAAUCAAAAUAUCACUGUUGUGUAAUACACUCUGUAACCUCCAGAGGGCAGUGGUGUAUCAGAUUUCAGCCAUGCCCCAUUAAAAAUGAUGCAAGAUUAAAAUAACAAUACUGUCACUCCACCCUGUCCAAACGCUCCUGUUUAUGAGGCAGGCAAGCUCAGAUUAAUUGGGGCUUUAUUAAAAGCAGAUUGACAAGGGUGAUGCCACACCUUCUUUAACCCAAGUUUCCCCUGCUAAAAACUAGCUUGCAGCAUAGUUCUGCAAAGCAACACACACAAAAUGCUGGAGGAACUCAGUGGGUUGGGCAGAAUCUAUGGAAGUGAACUUUUUGGGCCGAGAUCCUACUCCUUCUGGGGAGAAAUAUUAAACAGCCUCAAAAUAGAGGGACAUCCCUUUAGAACAGAGAUGAGGAGGAAUUUCUUAAACCAGAGCAGAGCUUGAUGGGUUCUUGAUCAGUCAGGGUAUCAAAGGUUAUGGGGAGAAGACAGAAGAAUGGGGUUGACAGGGAUAAUAAAUCAGCCAUGAUGGGUCAGAUUUGAUAGGCUGAAUGGCCUAAUUCUGUUCCUGUGUCUCAAGGGGUUUCAGUGGUAAUGCUAUUUAUUUUUAAUGGGGUGCAUAGAAGCGUAGUAGUCGGCGUAACUACCCAUGACCGUGUGGGUUUCCUCCCACACUCCAGAUGAUGUGCACACAGUCGAGGGUUAGUGAGUUGUGGGCAUGCUAUGUUGGUGCCAGAUGCACGCCGACACUUGCAGGCUGCCCCCAGCCCAAUCCUUGGAGGACGUUGGUCGUUGAUGCAAAUGACACAUUUCACAUCUGACAAAUAAAGCUGAUUUUUAAUCUGUAUUGUCCACCAAGGCAAGAGUCAGCCAUGCAGUGUAGCAUGUGACUCAGAUUCAGAACAGCGCAGCACUAAAACAGCCCCACGGCCCAUCUAGUCCACGCUGAAUUAUCCACCUGCACCCAGACCAUCGCCCCAUCCAUGUACCUAUCCAAACCUCUCUUAAGCAUUGAAAUUGAACCAGCAUCCACCACUUCCACAAGCAGCUCGUUCCACAUUCUGAGUGAAGAAAUUUCCCCUCAUUUUCCCCUUAAGCAUUUCACCUUUCACCCUUAACCCAUGACCUCUGGUUGUCGUGUCACCGAAGCUCAUGCUUGCAUUUACCCUAUCUAUGCCCCUUAUAAUUGUGUAUACCUCCAUCAAGUCCCCACCUCGAUCUUCUACACAUUAGGGAAUAAAGUCCUAACCUAUUCAACCUUUCCUUAUAACUCGGGUCCUCAAGUCCCGGCAGCAUCCGUGUCAAUUUUCUCCGCACUCUUUCAACCUUGUUUACAUCUUUCCUUUAGGUAGGUGACCAAAACUGCACACGAUACUCCAAACUGGGCUUCACCGAUGUCUUGUACAACUUCAACAUGACAUCCCAUCAAUGUGCCGAAAGCUUUCUUUACAACCCUGCCUUGUGUAGCCACGUUCAAUGAAUUCUGGGCCCGUACUCCCAGAUCCCUUUAUUCUACCACAAUCCUCGGUGCCCUCCCGCUCGCUGUGUAAGACCCACCUGGGUUGGUCCUUCCAAAAUGCAACACCCCGCACUUUUCUGCGUUAAGUUCCAUCCGGCAUUCUUUUCAGCCCGUUUUUCCAGCUGGUGAGAUCCUGCAACAAGGCCUGAUAGUCUUUCUUGAUGUCCUCUACACCCCCCGAUAUUGGUGUCAUCUGCAGAGAUGCUGAUUCAUUUAACCACAUUAUCACCCAGAUCUCUGGUACCACAGUGGACCCAGCACCGAUCCCUGGAGCGCUCCACUCGUCACAGGCCUCCAGUCAGGGAGGCACUACCACUCUCCAGCUUCUCCCUCAAAGCCAAUUUGCUGCCUCAUUUUGAAUGCUGAGUGACCUCCCACGCGGGAGAUGGGACACUGCGGGGUUUUCGUCCCCCUCU